Penicillium egyptiacum is the source of this 2220-nucleotide messenger RNA. Lineage: Eukaryota; Fungi; Ascomycota; Eurotiomycetes; Eurotiales; Aspergillaceae. The record is from the annotation of a GenBank genome assembly.
AUGAUGAAUGUUCCCUCGGACGAACCGGCAGCGAAGCGGAGGAAGGUUCGCAAAGGUACACAAAGCUGCUGGGAGUGCAGGCGGAGAAAAGUCAAGUGUACCUUUUCAUCGGUAGAUGAUACGAUCUGCAUCAAUUGCCACCGUCGAAGUACGAAAUGCGUUAGUCAAGUAAUGUUGGACGCACCGGAAAUGGCUGGGAGCGAUACGGGAGAUGCUGGGCAAGACGCUGCUGUUAAUACGCGGGUAGUGGGUAAGGUUGGUGCCCGUUCUCAUCCACAUGCUACUGUUGGCUGUUUACCACCGACUCCCUUUACCGUGCAUACAACACCGGCCUCGUCAGUACACGGCAAACAAAAUAAUGUGUCGAGUGGCCUACAGACUGAGAAUUUACCAAGCCAACUAGCGACACCACAGUUGCCACCAGCGCCAGCGUCCAGUCAUGGCUCCAGUUUAGAGGCUUCCGCAUAUCCCAGCAUCACUCAAGCCUUACGAAGUUCCCUCCCUCCUCGGAAAGACAUUGAAAUUCUGCUUGAAAGCCUCAGCAGCAUGUCCAUCUUUUGCUACAAAUCCAGCUUCAAGCUAUGCAGCUCGUGGCCGAGCGAAAUGGCCAAAGAACAAAUACCGGUAGCGAAUCUCCUAUAUUCAGAAAUCCACCCAGUCUCGUUGGCAAGGCAUAUGCUGCUUUUCGCAGUAGGGUUACAACACCUGUCUCCCACAAAAGGGAUACCUGGCCUCACCAAGCAUCAUCGCACCAUCAUGGAGCAGCUAGCAGACUCAGCCGUCAAGCUAGUGAAUACGAAUGACGUCUUACUGGGCACGUUGGAAGGUCUCGAGAACCUCAUCCUGGAAGGCUUCUAUCACAUAGACGACGGCAACAUCCGACGAGCCUGGAUCACAAUGCGACGUGCUGUCAUGACAGCACAGCUAUUAGGCUUGCAUCGACCAGGGCAGUAUCGCUUCAAAACUGUCUACCAGCAUAACGAUCUUGAUCCUGCGCUCAUGUGGGCCUGUGUGGUUUCCACGGAGCAGUUUCUGUGCUUGCUACUAGGUCUGCCCACAAGCACCAGUGGUGCGAGUUUCACAAUCCCCAGAGCAACGAGCGCUUGUGUUGAGAGCGGCAACUUGCCUGUACUCAUUCCGGAUGUGGUACGCAAGAUCAUCGAACGGAAUCAGAUGCACGCACCCCAGGAAGCACUUGACCUGACUCAAGAGAUCGAUCAAGAGCUCUUGGGGGUCACUGAGCAAUGGCCGCCUGCGUUCUGGCGGCCAUUACAACUUGCGGGUCUCGAAGUAGACUCGCCGGAUGCCUUCUGGGAAACUCGACGAGCUUGGGACCAUAUAUUUUAUUACUCUUUAGUGAAUCAGCUCCAUCUGCCAUAUAUGCUAAACCCGAGACAUUUCUCGCAGAGGGUGUACUCGAGAAUCGCCUGCGCAAGCGCCAGUCGUGAGAUUCUGAUCCGACAGACUGCGAUCCGUACGUUCAACCCAGUCACAGCCGGUUGUCGUAUGGGCGACUUUGUGGCUCUGAUUGCAGGCAUGACACUAAUGCUGGCCCACAUCUUGAGCCACUGUAACAAGGGUACGGAAAACCUACUCGUACACCAGCGGGUUGGAGACCGUGCGACGGUGGAGCGGGCUCUUGAGUGCAUGGAAUCUAUGUCAGAGCAGCAUGAGGAUGUCCUCACAGCGAAAUGUGCUGUGGUUCUCAAGAAUCUGUUGGAUAUUGAGGCAGGGCCUGCAGAGAGCCACUCGGAUGACGGUCAAGAAGACGACCAAAACGUGUUGGUAGUCAAGGUGCCAUACGCUGGUGCUAUCAAAAUUGCGCGAGACGGUAUUUCUAUUACGCUCUUUGACAAGGAGCAGGAGCAAGUUCCCAAUGAGGGUGUGACAAUUGGUGGCUUUGGAUCAAUCCACGUCCGAACACCGCACGACUCCGGCCAUACUGAUCCCGUCACCCCCGAUGCUGUAGCCGCAGGAGCAACCGCGGAUGUGGUGAGGCCAUCAUCAGCACGGAAGCAUGGAAGACCGGUUUCCCAAGCCAGGUCUGGAGAUAUUUUCGCACUGCCAGAAGAGACAUUCCCCGCUGCUGCUGCUGGCACGGAAGAAUGGCUUUUCCAAGGCCUUGACACUGCCUUCUUUGAUGUGCUGAUAAAUGGAGCUGGGGAGCAGCCGUUGAACGGCACUGAUAUUGAAGGAUGGAAUUUUACAAUGUCCCCGUAA